GACGUCUACGCGAUGCACGGUGCUUACGCAGUCGCCUUGGUGGCGCUUUGUGCCACAAACACCGUUGUCGUGGCCAAGCUUGGUUCACCGGGAGGACCACUGAAGCUGCCGCGCGACAUGAUUGACAGCUUCGAGGCUUUCUCCAACUUUCCGUACUCGGUGGCCAUAUCGGACUCGGACAACGACACCAUGUUCGAGUGUGUGGUUGCCAAAAGGACAGAGAUCGACCCCGUGGAGCGAACAGCCACGUUCGUCUGGCACUUUUUGGAGACUGACCAUUCGCCUGAGCAAGAUAUUCCUUUCUAUGGACGGUCUGGAACGAGUCCGGGAACGAUGGAGGUUGUUGUCGGUGACGACCCAACGGUUCUGGAGGGAAUUUUCUACUAUUCCAGCAAGGACUGCGUCGUGAUGGACCUCGAGUAUCACGGACACCAAUGCCUCCUCUGGACACGCUGGCAGUUUAAGGACUCCGUGCCGCAACACUGCAUCGACCAUUUCGUGGACACGUGCGGUGUCGUGCCUCCGGCACACAGCAGACCUCUGCCCUGACGGCGAAGGGGACUACUAGGUCUACGAAACCACACAAUGCCCCCGAAACAUUCAGCCUGCGCAGAGCCGCAGAGCCCGAUCUCGAAGUCUAGGACGAAAUGUUGUCGAGGGGGACAAUAAAAAAAAAUGUG
This is a messenger RNA of Dermacentor andersoni, 680 nucleotides long. RefSeq lists its product as uncharacterized. NCBI's taxonomy places the organism in Eukaryota, Metazoa, Arthropoda, Arachnida, Ixodida, Ixodidae. Gene Ontology annotation, molecular function: amine binding. Gene Ontology annotation, biological process: symbiont-mediated perturbation of host defenses. The record is from RefSeq and is a predicted model, not a curated record.